AUGGGAGACCUAUCAGGUCACCUAGCCUCCUACCAGGCUUUCAGUAAGGAGGAGGACAACUCAAGAUCUGGGAGUCUCUGGGUAGAAAGUAAAACUUUUUGUGUUGGCCUCCACCCCGAGCCUGCUACGCCCAUACCCCUCAGUGGGUCCAGAGAAAAUCUCAAACUGAUGGCAACUGAACAUAAAUCGGCCAGGGGCUGGCCGGGGGCGCGCACAAGGAGUCACCCUGGGAACCCCGUCAGAGGAGAUAGCGGGCAGGCCCGGACCCAGCGAGCCCACCCUACACCUCCCUCAGCCCAGUGGGGCUUCGACUUGACUCGCGUGUCUCCUCCAAGGGCUGUUGUGUUAGGGAGACGACUGCAAGAAAACACCUGCCGGGGCCGAAUGCGCUGGGCCCGCGGGCGCACACACCCGCGCUCUGGUUCGGCGGGGACCCCGGUGCCCCGGGCCCACGGUGCCGGGGUUCGCCGCGCGGCCGGGAUGCCAGAUGGGGGAAGGGGAUACGGGCAGCUACGACACUUACCUGGCAACACCUCCUUCCCCGCAAGCGGCACCAACAAAGCUGGCAACCCCUGGCACCAUCUUCCGCCGACGCCUCGUCCUCGGCGGCGGCUACCAACCGCCCAUCCGGCACAGCCAACCGACACAACCGCCGGCGUCCCGGUACCUGCCGCGGCCCCGAACUCCGGGCGGGAGGGAGGGGUCUGGGCGGAGAAGGGACGCGGUCAGGCCCCUCGGCUCUGGGUCGGGGACCGGGGGACAGAGGGCCACGGCCUGUCAGAGCCGAGGGGCCGUGACGACAGGAGAACCCUGAGGCAGCGCCGAGGGUUCGGCAGGGCCGCCGACACAGCCGCCGCUGGGUUUGUUAUUGUCGACUCUGUCCCUUCCUCCGCGGAGCAUGCCGGGAAUGGGCGGGGGAGUGGGGGGAGGGGCGCGCCCGUUGGCCCGGGAGGCUCACAGAGGCAGCGCGCAGGUCCGGAAGUCAACAGGCUGCUGGGAAGGGGGCGACUCCGCAUUCCGUCGUUGCCUGCAGGCGUGCGACUUUGGCUGUCCUCUCCUGACCCAGGGAAGAUUCUACUGGGGCGGCCUGUUUCGGUGCUAGUCGCCGUCCGGGCGCGUACUACCGCAAGCCUGUCGGGGAAGAGCGGGACCAGCCGGAGAUCCGAGGUCCUCGUCGAGCGCCCCCGGGGAAGCCCGCAGAGCAGGCCCAGAUCUGUAAGAGGAUGAGGUACCGGGAGAACUGUGGGCCGGCCAGGCUAGACUGCCACCCUCAACCCCACCAUAUCCUCGACCGACCGCCGGGCCUGCAAGCGGAUGAAAGGUGUCUGGUAACUGCUUGUGUGGGGCGGCACAAUAAAAUAAAGAAAACAUCCAAAAGAGAAGAGAAUUAAGGCUCGGUCGAUCGGAAUGAAGAUUAAAGCCCCACGCCACUACCACCAAUUUUCAGCCUUGUUAAUACUGGGUUCUCUAGUGAGUUAGCCUAAGUACUGUAUGUAAUGUAUGGGAAACAGUUAAAGGGAAAUCUGAUUUUGUGAAGAUGAGCAUUCACAGGCAAUGACUUGAAGCGACGGACUUGUGUAUUAAACUCUGAGGAACAGAAGUUACACCUAAAACAAAUUACAUUUUUUAAAUUCCUGUUACAUCCAGAAAUAUCUGGUAUGAGUAAAAGCUUAGAGGUGCUACCACUAUGUCAUCAGAGAACAUUUGCGUUGUUUGCAUAAAAAUGAGUAUUACCACCCUUUUCAAAGGCACUAAAUACUAUUAUUAGGAAGUACAGUUUGCAAUCUUUCAUUUGUCAUGGUGGAAACUGAUAAAAAUCAUUGAACCAACUGGUAAGCAUUGGGAAUUUUCAAUUUUCAUCACACUGACCGGGUAUCUGAAAGUUGUUUGAGAAGGACUUACUGUUUUUACCACUUUGUUUUUAAUUUUACACACCUGUGUAUCCCAGAGAGAUCUUCUGUUUGGCAAGUCAUUUUAGUUUAUUUUAAACUGGAGUUUUAUUACACCACCCCAGCAAGAUACAGCAGAGAAGUCAAAAUUAAGAAACUAAAAUGUUAUUAUGCCUUAGGGGACAGCAUAGUAAACAGCACACAGAAAAUACAUAGUGAGAAGGAAUUUGGUCAGAAAAUUUGUAAACAAAAUACAACAAUAUUAGGCCUCUAAAGAAUAUAUUGGUGCUUGACUUAAUGGUCAAUGUCAUUCAACAUUACAGACACAACUGAAAGCAUCACGGGAAUAUGCCAGUGAUAAUGUAAUAAAUAAAAUGUUUUUAAUUUUGUCACUCUAACUUCUUUCUUUCUAAACAAAAUUAAUUCAUUCCUUAUCUUCCGUAGUCAUAGGUGGAAAAAAUGACCAGAAGUGAUUGGUUCAUACCUUAAAGGUUUACACUUUCUCCAGAGUGUAAAUGUUUAGAGUUUAUAUUCUUCUCAUGUUCUUUUCUAGUGAAAAGUGAAAAUGUAUUAACAUUAAUUCCUUUUUAUAUGUGGAGAUAUCUAGAGGAAAUACUGUUACAGGUUACUAAAACUACAGUGUCCCGAGUAAGUCUCAACAAGUGACAUUGUCCUUCAAGAAAGAAUAUUGAAAACCCUCUGUACUCUCCCUUGCUGAAGAAGUAAAAACAAGAACAAACAAAAUACCCUCAUUUAACAUUACUUCUCAGCCAAGCUUCUUGAUAGGAAGUCUUUAAUCCACAGUCUCAUUUUCACUACUGCCCUAUUCUCACUGAAGUUAUAGAUUAAGGAACCUCCAAAUUAUUGUGUUAAAUAGACAAUGCUGAUACUUUUUUUGAACUUUCUAAAGCAUUUCUUAUUUUUAAUUUUUUUUAUUUCUCCCUUCCCUUUUUUGUAGUGUCUCCCUCUUGGCUCUUAAAUCUGGCCUUUCUUUCAUUUGGUCCUCUUCCAAAUUCUCAAGUAAUUAUAAUACAAUGUAAAUGAUGCAAAUAUAAGGUGCCACAGGAGAAUAAAUAGACAAGAGACUUAAUCAUGUCCUCAUCACAUUUUUUUUUAAUUUAAUAAACAUUUAGGUUCUUUGAUGGAUUUACAAUGUGGGCAAAAGAAAGUCAUUCUCUUUAGGAGGAGUAUGUAGGGAUAAUACAGGACUUCAUAGCUAAACACCCUAAGUACUUGACAUUAGUUUCAAUCUUUAAAAUCUGAGUUGUGCUUCAGGUCUCAACUUCAGUGUCACUUUUUCAGGAAUCCUUCCCAACACACCCAUAGUUCUCCUAUAUUUUUUGUUAUGUCUUUAAGUAUCUGUCUAACCUGCUGAAAUGUAAGACUUUUUUUAAUAGAGGGAAUAUUUUCCCAAUACCUGCUGUACAGUAGUGUACACGCAAAUAUUUGUUGAGUGCCCUACACCUUUUUCAGGCCCUCAAUUUAUAGCUUGACUCACUUCCCAACUAGUAUCACUUAUUCCAUCCAAGACCAAUAUGAUUAUGUUUCUUCCCUGCCGAACAGUCUUCACUGGUCUUGUUUUGUAGAUUAGAUACAAUUUAAACUUCAUAACAUAGCAUAAGAAUCUUUUCAUUAGGUACCAACCCAUCUCUCCAGCAAUAUACCCCCUCACUUUUCCCCUUUACACGUACCUUAUAUAAGUUUCCUUCUCCAGUCGUGUUCUUUCCCUCUUGUUCACCUUUCAGUGUCAUCCUUUAAAACAUCCUGGACAUCAGCCAGCUUCCAACUGCUAGAUGAUACAGUGAUCACUUAUCCUACCUCUGCUCCAUGUCACACAACUAAAUUUCUGUCUCCCCUUUAAGUCUGUGAACUUAGAUUCAUUUUUAAGUUUAUAGAGAGCUUGUCACAUAGUGAUUUAAAUAUUUGAAGGUUGACUAGAUAAGUGACUAAAAGUCCUGCCCUCAAAUAUCUCAAAAGCUCAUACAGGGGACCAUUCAAAAAUCAUUGUAAUGACAAGUUUAUAUAACAGUUGUCUCUGAGUAACCUUGGAAAUGAUAUCAACCCCCCACCCCGACCCCUCCGCAGACUCCAAAAUCUGGGGAUGCUCAAAUCCCUUAUAUAAAAUGGCGUAUUUGCACAUAACCUACUCACAUCCUCACAUAUACAUACUUUAAAUUAUCUCUAGGUUAUUUAUACCUAAUACAAU
Molecule: messenger RNA, 4095 nt
Organism: Rhinolophus ferrumequinum (greater horseshoe bat)
Lineage: Eukaryota; Metazoa; Chordata; Mammalia; Chiroptera; Rhinolophidae
Product: translation initiation factor IF-2-like
Exons: 3
Coding region: 1-1227 (408 amino acids)
Source: RefSeq, a predicted model, not a curated record